Messenger RNA from Microtus oregoni (creeping vole), 6854 nucleotides. It is a transcript of the gene Cux1, whose product is annotated as cut like homeobox 1. Gene Ontology annotation, molecular function: DNA binding; DNA-binding transcription factor activity, RNA polymerase II-specific. NCBI's taxonomy places the organism in Eukaryota, Metazoa, Chordata, Mammalia, Rodentia, Cricetidae. Gene Ontology annotation, biological process: regulation of DNA-templated transcription; intra-Golgi vesicle-mediated transport. Gene Ontology annotation, cellular component: Golgi membrane. The transcript is spliced from 24 exons. The record is from RefSeq and is a predicted model, not a curated record. The coding region runs from base 235 to 4812 and encodes 1525 amino acids.
CGCGCGCCUAGGCCGCCGCCGCCGCCGCGUUACCCUCAGGCUCCUGACUCCGCGGCGGAGGCGGCGGCGGUGGCGGCGGCGGCGCCGUGAGGAAGGAGUCCGCGUCCGCGGUGGCUGAGGCGGCGGCCGGCUCCAGGCCGGGUUUUGGCGCCCGCCCGCCUGCUGCCUCCUGGCGGCUCCUGAACUCCAGCCCCCUCUCUAUCAGCCUCUCACUCCGUCUCAAUAUGUCUCAAGAUGGCGGCCAAUGUGGGAUCGAUGUUUCAAUAUUGGAAGCGCUUUGAUUUACAGCAGCUGCAGAGAGAACUUGAUGCCACCGCAACAGUAUUGGCAAACAGGCAAGAUGAGAGUGAGCAGUCCAGAAAACGGCUCAUUGAGCAGAGCCGAGAAUUCAAGAAGAACACUCCAGAGGAUUUGCGCAAGCAGGUAGCACCACUGCUCAAGAGCUUCCAAGGGGAGAUUGAUGCACUGAGUAAAAGAAGCAAAGAAGCAGAGGCGGCCUUCUUGACUGUGUACAAGAGAUUAAUUGAUGUUCCAGAUCCUGUACCAGCCCUGGACCUCGGGCAACAGCUGGAAAUAAAAGUGCAGCGUCUACAUGACAUUGAAACGGAGAACCAGAAACUUAGAGAAACACUAGAAGAAUACAACAAGGAGUUUGCCGAAGUGAAACAUCAAGAGGUUACGAUAAAAGCACUUAAGGAGAAAAUCCGAGAAUACGAGCAGACUCUGAAGAGCCAGGCCGAGACCAUUGCUCUGGAGAAGGAACAGAAGUUGCAAAAUGAUUUUGCAGAAAAGGAGAGAAAACUGCAAGAGACCCAGAUGUCCACCACCUCAAAGCUGGAGGAAGCCGAGCACAAACUCCAGACUUUGCAAACAGCCCUGGAAAAAACUCGAACAGAAUUAUUUGACCUGAAAACCAAAUAUGAUGAAGAAACUACUGCAAAGGCCGACGAGAUCGAGAUGAUCAUGACUGACCUUGAAAGAGCCAAUCAGAGGGCAGAAGUGGCACAGAGAGAGGCAGAAACUUUAAGGGAACAGCUUUCAUCAGCCAACCACUCUCUGCAGCUGGCCUCACAGAUCCAGAAGGCUCCAGAUGUGGAGCAGGCCAUGGAGGUGCUGACCCGAUCCAGCCUGGAAGUAGAGUUGGCUGCCAAAGAGCGGGAGAUUGCCCAACUGGUGGAAGACGUGCAGCGACUCCAGGCCAGCCUCACCAAACUGCGGGAGAAUUCUGCCAGCCAGAUCUCACAACUGGAGCAGCAACUGAGUGCCAAGAAUAACACACUCAAACAACUGGAAGAAAAACUCAAAGGCCAGGCUGACUAUGAAGAAGUGAAAAAAGAGCUGAACACCCUGAAGUCCAUGGAGUUUGCACCAUCGGAAGGAGCAGGGACACAGGACUCUACCAAGCCCCUGGAGGUUUUACUCCUGGAGAAGAACCGCUCGCUGCAGUCUGAGAAUGCCACGCUGCGCAUCUCCAACAGUGACCUGAGCGGGUCAGCCAGGAGAAAAGGGAGAGACCAGCCUGAGAGUCGGCGCCCGGGACCCUUGCCGGCCUCCCCUCCUCCUCAGUUGCCCCGCAACACGGGGGAACAGGUUUCCAAUACUAACGGUACACACCACUUCUCACCAGCGGGGUUAAGUCAAGACUUUUUCAGCUCAAACCUGGCCAACCCCAGCCUACCCCUGGCUUCUACAGGAAAGUUUGCACUAAACUCUAUUCUCCAGCGACAGCUAAUGCAGUCCUUCUACUCCAAGGCCAUGCAGGAAGCCGGAAGCACAAGCACGAUUUUUUCAACAGGUCCUUACAGCACAAACUCCAUAUCUUCCCCAAGUCCAUUACAACAAAGCCCAGAUGUAAAUGGCAUGGCCCCAUCUCCCAGCCAAUCAGAAAGUGCUGGGAGCGUCUCAGAGGGUGAGGAAAUUGAUACAGCAGAAAUCGCACGGCAGGUCAAAGAACAGCUGAUCAAGCACAACAUUGGACAGCGCAUUUUUGGACAUUAUGUCUUAGGACUAUCUCAAGGGUCUGUGAGUGAGAUUCUGGCCCGGCCAAAGCCCUGGAAUAAGCUGACUGUCCGUGGCAAGGAGCCAUUCCACAAAAUGAAGCAGUUCUUGUCUGAUGAACAGAACAUCUUGGCACUUCGUAGCAUCCAAGGCAGACAGAGAGAGAAUCCAGGCCAGAGCCUGAACAGACUCUUUCAGGAAGUACCGAAACGAAGAAAUGGGUCUGAAGGUAACAUCACUACCAGGAUCCGAGCAUCUGAGACUGGUUCUGAUGAAGCAAUCAAGUCUAUCCUGGAACAAGCCAAGAGGGAACUCCAAGUGCAGAAAACUGCUGAGCCAGUCCAGCCAUCUUCCGCAUCCAGCAGUGGGAAUUCUGAUGAUGCCAUCCGCUCCAUCCUACAGCAGGCCCGCCGGGAAAUGGAGGCCCAGCAGGCGGCCCUUGACCCUGCCUUAAAGCCAGCACCACUGUCCCAGCCUGACCUCGCCAUCCUCACUCCCAAGCUCUUGUCUGCCUCACCCAUGUCUACUGUGUCCACUUACUCUCCUCUUGCCAUUCCCCUGAAGAAAACCCCUACAGCACCUGAGGCCAGUACCUCGACCUUGCCCAAUGCCCCAGCCCUCAAAAAAGAGGCUCAGGAUGCACCUGGGCUAGACCCUCCAGGAUCAACUGAUGCUGCCCAGGGGGUACUGCGACAGGUGAAGAGUGAGCUGGUCCGUGGCAGCACCUGGAAGGAUCCUUGGUGGAGCCCUGUACAGCCUGAAAGAAGAAAUCUCACCUCUUCCGAAGAGACCAAGGCUGAUGAAGCAGCUGCAAGUGGGAAAGAAAAGGUAGUCAGUAGCCAACCUCGGGCUGAGCGCAGCCAGCUUCAGGGACCCUCGUCAUCAGCAGAGUACUGGAAAGAGUGGCCCAAUGCUGAGUCGCCAUAUUCCCAGAGCUCAGAGCUGAGCCUCACUGGAGCCAGCCGCAGCGAGACACCCCAGAAUAGUCCUCUGCCCUCCUCCCCAAUCGUGCCCAUGGCAAAGCCAGCAAAGCCCUCAGUACCCCCACUGACUCCUGAGCAGUAUGAGGUCUACAUGUAUCAGGAAGUGGACACCAUUGAGCUCACCCGGCAAGUCAAAGAGAAGUUGGCCAAGAAUGGCAUUUGCCAGAGGAUCUUCGGGGAGAAGGUACUGGGCCUGUCCCAGGGCAGUGUCAGCGACAUGCUCUCAAGGCCAAAGCCAUGGAGCAAACUGACCCAGAAAGGCCGAGAACCCUUCAUCCGGAUGCAGCUCUGGCUGAAUGGAGAGCUAGGCCAGGGUGUUCUGCCUGUGCAAGGGCAGCAACAAGGGCCAGUCCUCCACUCAGUGACAUCUCUUCAGGACCCCCUCCAGCAGGGCUGUGUAAGCUCAGAAAGCACUCCAAAGACCUCUGCCAGCUGUAGCCCUGCCCCUGAGUCCCCAAUGAGUUCCAGCGAAUCCGUGAAGAGUCUCACUGAACUGGUCCAGCAGCCCUGUCCUGCCAUUGAGACCAGUAAAGAAGGCAAACCGCCAGAACCCAGCGACCCACCAGCCUCAGACUCCCAACCCACAACACCGCUGCCUCUCUCUGGACACUCAGCCCUCAGCAUCCAAGAAUUAGUAGCCAUGUCUCCCGAGCUGGACACCUACGGCAUAACCAAGAGGGUCAAAGAGGUGCUGACGGACAACAACCUCGGUCAGCGCUUAUUUGGGGAGACCAUCCUGGGGCUCACCCAGGGCUCUGUCUCCGACCUUCUUGCCCGCCCAAAGCCCUGGCAUAAGCUCAGUCUGAAAGGACGAGAGCCUUUUGUCCGCAUGCAACUAUGGCUGAACGACCCCAACAACGUGGAGAAGCUGAUGGACAUGAAGCGGAUGGAGAAAAAAGCCUAUAUGAAGCGGCGACACAGCUCUGUCAGUGACAGCCAGCCCUGUGAGCCCCCCUCUGUGGGCAUUGACUACAGUCAAGGCGCUAGCCCUCAGCCACAACACCAGCUGAAGAAACCUCGAGUGGUGCUGGCGCCCGAGGAGAAAGAAGCGCUGAAGCGAGCUUAUCAGCAGAAGCCAUAUCCGUCACCAAAAACAAUCGAGGAGCUUGCCACACAACUCAACCUGAAGACCAGCACCGUCAUCAACUGGUUCCAUAAUUACAGGUCUCGAAUCCGCAGAGAACUGUUCAUUGAGGAGAUUCAAGCCGGAAGCCAGGGCCAGGCCGGUGCCAGCGACUCACCUUCGGCCCGAAGUGGCCGCGUCGCACCCAGCUCAGAAGGUGACAGCUGUGAUGGUGUGGAGGCGGCUGAUGUCGAGGAGCCAGGUGGCACCACAGUAGCCACCAAGUCUCAGGGAGGGCCAGCAGAGGUGGCCGCAGCGGCCGAUCAGGAAGAGGCAACGCAGCCUGCUGAGAAGGCGAAGGUGCAGCCACUAUCCUCAGCGACCCCAGGACAGGAUGACGGUGAAGAUGCGGGCCGGCCUAGGCCACCGCCCGAAGGCCUCGCCGACACUCCGGCGCCUGUGCCAAACCUCGCCGCACCCGCGGCUGGAGAGGACGCCGCUACCUCAGUCACUGCGACGGCCACCGAGGCCCCUGGGGCGGCUAGGGCGGGCCCUGCAGAGAGGAGUUCUGCGUUGCCAAGCACCAGCGCGCCCGCCAACGCACCUGCACGAAGGCCUAGCUCACUGCAGAGCCUCUUCGGCCUGCCUGAGGCGGCGGGUGCCCGAGACAACCCGGUCCGCAAAAAGAAGGCCGCAAACUUGAACAGCAUCAUCCACCGCCUGGAGAAGGCUGCCAGCCGGGAGGAGCCCAUUGAAUGGGAGUUCUGAGGGCGCCGGGCCUCUGGGCCUGAUCAGCAGGGCCUCGCCGGGCCUAGCCAGGCCUACUUGCGCCUAGCAGGUCCCCGCCAGGCCUAGUCAGCACUGGCUAGUAGUGGGCUGGGGCAGGCGGGUGUGUGGAGGGCGGUGCUGACCCGAGGCCUGGACGUGUUGCGCACUUCCGCCCUGCGGGCCACAGGGCAAAAUCGCCAUAGGCCAAGGUGCAUAUAGAAAACAAAGGAGCAUUAAGCCCAAUCUAUGUCGUGUUUUCAAGGAAGAAAACGGAAAUGUGUAGUCGAGCUUUUUUGUACCCUGAAGUGUUUUUUUUUUUUAAUUGCCCUAAGUGAUUUCCACAGGUUCUGGAAUAACUCUAUACAGCUUUUGCCUUGUGCCCUCCUCUUUCGUGUGGGCUUUAAAAAAAAAAAAUCAAACCCACAUAUUAAAAGGGGGCUUUUUAUCUGCCAUCUAAUGGCUUCAGAGCGAUAAUACACUAUUAUCUUCUUAAACCAGGAAGGGGGGGAUUUUUCAGAAAAAUUAAAAAAGAAAGUUUUUGUAGCUGUUCAGUUGCCACUAAGAGAUUGCACAGUCAAACCGACUCUAAACACACUAGUUUGGAUUCCUAAAUAUUUUCAAGAAAAGAAUCUUCUCGUUUGAAACUUUGAAUUAAAAUAAAACACAUUUACUCCACAUAUUUUUUAACAAAAAGAAAAAAAAAGAAAAGUCACAUCAGGAAAAAUAUCUGAUUUUGUGGUAGCUGAUGUAGUGUUUUCUUGUACGUAAAUAGAAUCCUGACAUGUAGUGCACAUUGAUCCAUAGCUUUAACUGACUCUGGGCUUUUGCUGGCCAGAGUUUGUUUAAUACACUCCAUUCUAGGCCAAAUCAGGACAAAAAGAAAGAUCCGAAUCUAGGUAUUUUAUAAUCUGCUUUUUAACCUCUAACCGCAGAGCACGCUGAUCAGACCUCAUAUCUCGGAGGUUUAGGAGACAAGUUAGAACUGUAGCAUGUACCGGUUCAUUUUGUUUAUGGUGUCUGCAUCUGUGUUGGCACAUUUGCUCAUGUGCAAACGUCGGAAGGAAGGAAAAUGUAGGCCCGCAAGGUCACAGCAGUUAGUCCCUCCGUGUGCAGGCAACUGUCUGUUCAUCUUUCGUUGGCACAGAAGGCACCUCACCUCAUGCCACUCUCCAGGGCACCUGACAGACUGAGCCUCCAGGAGAAGAUGCUCCUGGGCUUGGGCAGGGCUGACGCAUCCAUGCGCUCGCUCUCUCUUCUUUCUCUUCUCCCCGUCCCCUUCCCACCACAAGCACUGAUAACCCUAUCUACUCGUGGGAAGCUUCCUUCCCUGCAGAAGAGAGAACGCAGCAGUCUGGGCUCUAUUUCCAUCCCUAUAGAAAUGGCCCAAACUCACCAAAAUGGUGACACUUCAAUUCCAGACCAGACCAUUGGCCCUUCAUUCUUUUCUCCUCUCACAAGUUUUGUUUUGUUUUGUUUUGUUUUGUUUUUUAAUGCACAGUUUAGGGCAGUCUAAGUACAAAUCAAAAGUCUAACUUGUCUCUUGAUUCCUCCCAUUGUCUAUGUGUAUAUGCGUGAGUAUAGAGGUGGAUGAGAGUGUGCGUGCGUGUGUGUGUGUGCAAUUUUAUACGUCUGUGUAUUUUCUUAAGUACCUGUGCACACAUAGAGUGCAUUACUGCCACCUUUUUCAAUAAGCUGGUUUAUCAGUCAUGGCUUCUACAGGUUUUGCUAAUUUAGACUCCUUAUUGCCAUACCUUUAAACUAACAAUAGAUGAUUUCGGUAUAUAUAUAUAUUUUUUUUUGCUUAUUUAUAGGUGCUGUAUUUUAUUAUCUGAUUGUUAGGAAGGGAUGAAAGGGGCAAAUAUUCUUUAGAGGGAUAGACUGCCGGCAGUAUUGGGUAUAAUUUACAAGAUGUAGCUGUCAUACUGUAUAUUACUGAUUGAAAACUUUUUGACCGUAUUGUGUAUCAUUGAAACUUUUGUCUUAGGUCAACAUCUUUGGAUGACAUUUUAAUGGUGCAUUCAUUAUUUCUUAAGUUUAAUUAA